AUGAGCCCUCUAUUGGUUAGGUCACCCGUAUUUAGACGGACCAUCAAAUCUCUCAUCUCUCAAAGAUGCUUUACAUCGAGUCUUUUGAUUCAAGAACAACAAAAAUAUGAGACGAAGGCCAAAAAAAAUUCCAAACCUGUUGAUUUUAAUCCUCGUCAUUUGGGUAUCUCUACGAAUGUUUACAUUCCCCCCAGCUUUACGAAUUUGCCAAGUUUUUUAAGACAUCCACUCGUUUUCAGUAACGCCGUGAUAAGGCGUAUCUACACAUUGGGACUUAAUACAGUUCAAAUCGCUUUAUUCAGGUAUCAAUCGGGUUUAACACCAAAGUUCUUAUUGUGGAAAAACAAUGCGAUCGAAACUUAUGUGCAAGUAAACCGAGCCUUUGCGCAACGUCAAUUGGCCAGUGUUAAACCUAAAGUUUCGCUUUGGGUCGAAGAAGCCUUGGCAAGCAGAAGCAAGCAACUGCCCAGAACUUUUGAACUUGACUGGCAACUUGUCAAAUUUAAGCAAAUUCCUAAACUAGUGUCUGUACAGGCUCUUAUGAUUCCAGGACGUCCAUUAGAACAUAUCCAACUGAUCUACAAGUUCAAUACCAAGCAGAGGCUCAUAAAACGCAAUAAACAGACCAACAAGACGGAAUCCGUGGAUAGAGACGUGGUGGAUUACGUAGCGUUCCUGUGCGAUGCUACGACGAAUGAAACGAUUCUAAUUGGUUCUGUCUUUGAAAGUAAACCAGACGCUAAGCUUCCGAAGAAUUUCGAAGACGAUAUGAAGCUUGCCAUCGAGAGAAUGAAGAAAAACGGUGACCUGUAUAGACUUCCUCCUUCUGAUCAAAACUAG
This is a messenger RNA of Lachancea mirantina, 840 nucleotides long. The record is from the annotation of a GenBank genome assembly. Lineage: Eukaryota; Fungi; Ascomycota; Saccharomycetes; Saccharomycetales; Saccharomycetaceae.